This is a messenger RNA of Parus major (Great Tit), 1908 nucleotides long. It is a transcript of the gene KCNJ8, whose product is annotated as potassium inwardly rectifying channel subfamily J member 8. Gene Ontology annotation, cellular component: plasma membrane. Gene Ontology annotation, biological process: potassium ion import across plasma membrane; regulation of monoatomic ion transmembrane transport. Gene Ontology annotation, molecular function: ATP-activated inward rectifier potassium channel activity. NCBI's taxonomy places the organism in Eukaryota, Metazoa, Chordata, Aves, Passeriformes, Paridae. The coding region runs from base 226 to 1491 and encodes 421 amino acids. The transcript is spliced from 3 exons. The record is from RefSeq and is a predicted model, not a curated record.
CGGCCGCGUCCCGCCCCGUUCCGUAGUGAGUGGCGGCGGUGCCGGGGGCUGGGGAAGACCCUGCGAGGCGCCCGGGGGUCCGGCAGCCCUGCCCUCCCCUGUCGGGACAGGCCAGCCGCUGGGGAGCCUGGCUUUCCGUAGGGUAAAGCAAACCCUGCAGAGACUUGCUAGAGAGAGACCACCUCCCAUUUCACAUCUCCCUAAGUGGACUAUGGUGGCAGGAAGAUGUUGGCUCGCAAGAGUAUCAUCCCUGAAGAGUAUGUGCUGGCACGUAUCGCUGCUGAGAACCUGCGCAAGCCGCGCAUCCGUGACCACCCGCGCAAAGCCCGCUUCAUCGCCAAGAAUGGCGCCUGCAACCUGGCUCACAAGAACAUCCGUGAGCAGGGGCGAUUCCUGCAAGACAUCUUCACCACCCUGGUGGACCUGAAGUGGCGUCACACACUGGUCAUCUUUACCAUGUCCUUCCUGUGCAGCUGGCUGCUCUUUGCCAUGAUGUGGUGGCUGGUGGCCUUUGCCCAUGGCGACAUGGACCCAAGCACAGAAAACCCUUCAAACAGCACGAAGUGGACGCCGUGUGUGACAUGUGUCAGGUCUUUCACCUCUGCUUUCCUCUUCUCCAUCGAAGUCCAGGUGACCAUUGGCUUUGGGGGCAGGAUGAUGACUGAGGAAUGUCCCCUAGCUAUUACCGUCCUGAUCCUGCAGAAUAUUGUGGGGCUGAUCAUCAAUGCUGUCAUGCUGGGCUGCAUAUUCAUGAAGACAGCACAAGCUCACCGGCGGGCCGAGACACUGAUCUUCAGCCGGCAGGCAGUCAUUGCCGUCCGCAACGGCAAGCUCUGCUUCAUGUUCCGGGUGGGGGACCUGAGAAAGAGCAUGAUCAUCAGCGCCUCAGUGAGAAUCCAGGUCGUGAGAAAGACCACGACCCCUGAAGGAGAAGUCAUACCCAUUCACCAAGUGGAUAUCCCCGUGGAUAACCCCAUUGAAAGCAACAACAUUUUCCUGGUGGCUCCCUUGAUCAUUUGUCAUGUCAUAGACAAGCAGAGUCCUCUCUAUGAUAUCUCUGCUUCUGACCUGGCACUCCAGGACCUGGAGCUCAUUGUGAUACUGGAAGGGGUCGUAGAAACCACCGGUAUCACGACACAGGCAAGAACCUCCUACGUGGCAGAGGAGAUCCUGUGGGGUCACCGCUUCGUGCCCAUCGUCACUGAGGAGGAAGGUGUGUACUCUGUUGACUACUCCAAGUUUGGCAACACUGUCAAAGUGGCUGCGCCGCGCUGCAGUGCCCGGGAGCUUGAUGAGAAGCCCUCCAUCCUCAUCCAGACCCUGCAGAAGAGCGAGCUGUCCCACCAAAACUCCCUGAGGAAGCGCAACUCCAUGAGGAGAAACAACUCCAUUCGGAGGAGCAACUCCAUGCGGAGAACCAACUCCUCGCUCAUUGUGCCCAAAGUGCAGUUUAUCACGCCGGAGGGGAGCCAGAGUGCCUCAGAAACGUGAUGCACAGCUUUGUACCAGGGCACUGGGCUUCAGAAGGAGGAGGCAUCUGUGGUAUUUUGCUUCAAUUUCCUUUUACUUCAGAAACCGAGAACACAAUGCAAAAGGGAACCGUGCAAGAACUAUUUAUUCUAUUAUUUACUGAAAGCACCACCUAAUGGCAUUAGAAAACACCUUAGCACUUAGGAUAUGAAUUAAUAAAAAAUGACACGUACACUAAAGAAAACACACUUCACUCAUGUAAAACAAUGUGUAUUUUUACUUGUUUUAAUAGCAUGCUGAUUUUUUUUAAUCAUAUUUUUCCUUUCAAGGGUCUCUUUCUUCUGCUCGCUGUCACAAAAUGUGAGUCUUUCCUAUGUGAGUGCUUCAUAAAACUUCUGUAUUAAACAGCUCACACAGAUUUUGUGCAUGACAUUUGGA